GGUUAAGACGACAAACCAGUUUUUCUUUUUUUGGAGGGGGCCGACCGCGGAAAAGUAUAAAGGGGACGGCGCGCGAGGUGACCGGCCAGUCUUGAAAGUGAAGUAGUCUGGUUAGCAAGGAAACCUCCCUCCCCGAAACCGAACCCCCCUCUCCCCCCUUCCUUUUUACGACAAGAAGACCGACCGCGCGGGUUCUGGCCGGACAGAGCCGCCCCUCCCGCUACUGCCGCCCGCCCCGCCCACCCCGCCUCAACUGACGACGUUGGAACUUGCACGCUAAGACCGGCGUCAUGUUGUGCCGGAAGCUUCUGUUCCUGGCGCUCAUAGGCCUUACUGUUGGUGCACCAGAUAAGCCUCUAAGAAACAAUGGAGGCGACUCAUCUGAAGAAAAUAUUUUCUUCGUUUCUAGAAACUCUCGUGCACGCUCCCAUGGCGGCCGCCCUGGGUUUUCUGUAAGAAAUGGUGGCAGACUCCCAGUAUUUACAAGACAUGCUAAACCACGAAUUAGGAUCUCAGUCAAGCCUCCAGCUGGGAUAAUUGACACAAGUGCUGUUAGGUCCUCAGCAGCAUUUGGUGGUAGUGGCGUUAGGUCCUCAGGAGCAGUUGGUGGUAGUGGCGUUAAGUCUUCUGCAGGAGGAAUUGGAGGUAGUGCUGUAAAAUCAGCAGCUGGCGCUGGCUUCCAAGGAUACUUUUAUCCAGUCCCAGAGAAUCCCCUCCUACUAGAUGGGUCUGCGGCAAAGCCAGCUUCAACAUCAACAUCUCUACCAAACCAAGUGCCUUCACAAUCCUAUGGCACUCCAGCCGUAUCACAAUCUGCUUCUAGCAAUGGAAAGAAUGAUGUUGAUUUAUCCAGUGCAGUCCCAUUGAGUGCUGAUGAGGCUUCGUCGGGAUCUCUAGGGAAAGCUAUUGCCCAGAUACUGUCCAAGCUGACAGGUGGCACGGUCCAAUCAAUCAGUGGCAGUUCUGGGUAUGAGCCUCCAUCUGGCCCAGUUGGAAAUGUUAACUUCUUCACAGCCUCUGGCCCAAAGCAAGUGAAUACUGGCUCCAGUCCUUCCAAAAGACCAGUCAUCUUACAACCAAGAGUUGAAACUCAUGCUUUCAUUGCUGUAUCACCUUCUGCAACAAAACGACCCAGUACAAAAUAUACUGCACCAACUGCAGGACAUGCUGUUGCAUCACAGCCAAUUGCCCCAGCACCAGCUCCUAGUACAGGCUAUGGAACACCAUCGGCAGGUCAUGCUGUUGCUUCACAGCCUACUGCUCCAGUGUUUUUACCACAACAGCCCAGCGCAGAAUAUGGUGCACCAGUAGGUGGUCAUGCUGUUGCUUCACAGCCUGCUACACCUGCACCUGCCCCACAGCAACCCAGCAGUGGCCAAGCUUUUGCAUCACAACCUGUUGCCCCUGCACCUGCUCCUAGCACAGAAUAUGGUACACCAGUUGGUGGUCAAGCUGUUGCUCCAGCUCCACAACCUGUUGCCCAACCACCUGUCAGUGGGCAAGCUGUUGCCUCACAGCCUUUUGCUCCAGCUCCACAUCCAUCUACAUUGUAUGGUGUCCCUGUAGCACCACACUCAACACCUGUCCGCUCUGACAUUCUAGCAGGUGGUUCUGCAGUUGCUAGUCCUUCCCAAGCAGGCCUGCCUAGUCCAACUCAUAGCCCUUCUCUUCCUGCCCCAACUACCUUUGCUGCUGCCCAUGGUGCUCAAAGUGGUCCUCCUCCAACCCCAGCUGUCCAAACACCCACUCAAUCUGGCCCGCCUUUCAUCCCUACAGCUCCUUCUUUCACUACUCCUCCCCCUACAUUCUUUACAUCUGCCCAAACAUUUGCCCCUGCUUCACAAACAUUCACUACACCAGCUCCAUCUGCCAUAACGUUUACAACCCCUGCCCCAACAUUCACCUCUGCUCCCCCAGCAGUCUCUCCUGCUGAUACAACUCCUGCUUUUGAAUUCCACACUCAGCGAUUUGAAUUUGGAUCCCCAGUACCUACAGAUGCAGGAGUAACAGGAGUAUCACAUGGUGCUUCUGGCUUCCAAGGUGUUUCUACACCAAGCCCCUUGCCAUCUAUCACUGUCCGAGGUGAGACAGGACUUGGUAGCGCUCAAUCACAGACACCUGCUUUUGAUAAUACGCAGAGUGCUGUUGGAUUUAGUACUCCUCAAACUCCAGUUGUCUUUAGUGCUCCAUCAGCUACAACUGGCAUUGGCGCUCCUCAACCUGCUGCUGGUUUUGCUGCUCCUCAACCUUCUGCUGGUUUUGCUGCUCCUCAACCUGCUGCUGGCUUUACUGCUCAACCUUCUGCUGGUUUUGCUGCUCCUCAACCUGCUGCUGGCUUUACUGCUCAACCUUCUGCUGGUUUUGCUGCUCCUCAGGUUGCAAUUGAUUCAGGUGCAUCUCAAACCACAGCUGGUUUUGGUGUUCCUCAGGCAGCAGCUGGUUUUGGUGUCCCUCAGGCAGCAGCUGGUUUUGGUGUCCCUCAGGCAGCAGCUGGUUUUGGUGCCCCUCAAGGCAGCAGAUUUUGGUGCCCCUCAAGCAGCAGCUGGUUUUGGUGCUCCUCAGAUUGUUGCUAACUUUGGGGCCACUUCAGGUGCCUUAGGUACACCUCAAGUUGUUGCUAACUUUGGUGCUCCUAGAGAUGAUUUAGGACAAGUGCCAACCAGUUUCGGCAACCUAGGAGUUGCGAAUUUCGGAAAUACU
Molecule: messenger RNA, 2700 nt
Organism: Penaeus monodon (black tiger shrimp)
Lineage: Eukaryota; Metazoa; Arthropoda; Malacostraca; Decapoda; Penaeidae
Product: vegetative cell wall protein gp1-like
Exons: 3
Coding region: 291-2573 (760 amino acids)
Source: RefSeq, a predicted model, not a curated record